UGAGCUGCUCUCCUUUUGCCCGAUUUGGGGUCAAUGCGUACAUUCGGUCCAUAUUUCUCCUUCAUGCACGUAAAAGUCGUUGGUAAUCAAAUCACUCAUGCAUAGUGCCAGUUUCUGAACAUUUUAGAAGAUCAAGAAUGUUUCCUGGCCUUGAUGCCGUUGACAGGCUUACUUGUUGACAUCAGCUUCAGCUCAGUUCAGGAUCUUUGACUUUGUCACACUCAGCUCACCGUAACUCACCCCGAGUUUGCCGUAGCUGUAACCAAUAUUUUUUUCGGAGUUCCAAGUGACAGUUAUUUUUGAAGUUCGGCCUAUGAUUUGAGAAUUAGGACCAGCUGCCAACCGGCAUUUCAGCCCGAGGCUGGCAAGGACAAGUCAGUAAGGGUGCAGCGACUACAGGAGCGGAAAAUCGAGACUUGACUUGAUCACUCAGUAGUCCAUUUGUAAUGCUGUUGCCCUUGGAUGGGUACUGUGAGUUCGACUAGAAAUAUCAUCACGCAUGGCUCCUAGUCCAAGACGUCCCUGGACAGCAGCACAACUGAACAAAUUUUGAAAGUAGACGGUGAAACUUGCGGCACGAAUUUGACAAGUACUGUUUCUGCAGCUUGCGAAAGCCGGUCGUGAGCCCGUCCUGGCUACUACUUAUAGGAUUAGGAGACCCGUCUCUUUUAUCCCCAGAUUUCCUGGCUGCAACUAUGGGUUCAGAAAGUGUGCUGACUUGGAUCAAGAAAGUCCUCUCAAGUGAGACGCUAGCAGUAGCUGACCUGUCGGAGGCCUGGAAUGAUGGAGUUCUUUUCUGUGAAGUAGUGAACUGCUUGGCACCAGAUGCAGGGCUAUGUACUCCAACGGAUGACAGGAAAUCCAACAUCUUGUUGGCAUUUGAAAAGGCUGAAGAAGUUUUAGGCUUCGCUCCAUGUGCUGAAACUGCCGAAGAUAUCAUUGCCACUGAUCCAGUACCUGAAGAGAGUGUUUUGUCAUUUUUAUACGCGCUGGCAGAUGAACUUUCACCAACUCUAGAUGAGUUUGAGUUGGGAGACCCGUCGAGCGCAAGCAGUUCUAAGAGAGCAGCUGCUCGUGAACGCCGCACCUAUUCAUCAGCCAGUCGUAGGUCUCCUUCACCCUAUCGCUGCAAAGGAGUCUCUGAAUCGGUACUUCUAGAACAACAGAGAGCAAGUUUACCCGAGGCACCGUGCACUCUUAAUAGUGGACAGGGACUGUGUGCGACUUUACGAGACGAUGCGUUUGCUGAGGACGAUACCCUGGCAGCUAAUAUCCAGGAAAAGCAUGACCAGCAAUGCGAGGAUCGUGACGAGCAACCUACCAAGCCAGAUAGCGGGAUUGGCGAAACUGAAGGGAGCCCUGUUCUAAUGGCCAGGGGUGAUGAGUCCAGUUCUGAUGUUGCUGUUGCCAGCUCUGUAGAUGAGAAGGAAGCUAGGACUGCUGUAAGUGAGAAAGAUGAUGACCAGGACGCAAGUAGCAGGAAAGCUGAGACUACUGCCAGUGACCAGACAGUAGAGAGUGUCACAGGAAAGGAGACUGAUAAGCCAGCGCACGGUGUUGUUGACAGCUCUGUAGAUGAGAAGGAAGCUAGGACUGCUGUAAGUGAGAAAGAUGAUGACCAGGACGCAAGUAGCAGGAAAGCUGAGACUACUGCCAGUGACCAGACAGUAGAGAGUGUCACAGGAAAGGAGACUGAUAAGCCAGCGCACGGUGUUGUUGACAGCUCUGUAGAUGAGAAGGAAGCUAGGACUGCUGUAAGUGAGAAAGAUGAUGACCAGGACGCAAGUAGCAGGAAAGCUGAGACUACUGCCAGUGACCAGACAGUAGAGAGUGUCACAGGAAAGGAGACUGAUAAGCCAGCGCACGGUGUUGUUGACAGCUCUGUAGAUGAGAAGGAAGCUAGGACUGCUGUAAGUGAGAAAGAUGGUGACCAGGACGCAAGUAGCAGGAAAGCUGAGACUACUGCCAGUGACCAGACAGUAGAGAGUGUCACAGGAAAGGAGACUGAUAAGCCAGCGCACUGUGUUGUUGACACUGAGAAUAUUGACGGUGCAUCCGAUCAAGUGCAUGCACAGAGUCGUGAAGACGGUGAACCAGCAGCAGAUCUGGUGUCUAGUACAUGUAGCAAGAAAGCGCAGACUGCUACCGAGGAUAAGCCACCAGAGUCCAGCACUGAACAUACGCCGAGUGCUAGUACAUUGGAUGUGCACGUCAAGUCGGGCACUCCUAAUAAACCUGCUAGGAAAAGCAGCACUAGUCCUUUGCGCUCCACUUUUGAUGCUGGUCAUCCACUUAACAUUGCUGCUGCAAUGAUUACAAAACCGAGCACCAUUGCCAGUGGACAGCCGGCUGACACGAGUAGCAGCUGCAACACCGGUGUGAAAAGCGAACGGUCUGCACCGGGAUCAGCUGAUACUAGUGACACUGGUGGUGAACUCACGGACACUGCAACCCCACAAGAAGCUGGGGCCAAGAAGAAGCUUCCUCCUUCGGCCUCUAUGCGGAAGAAGAAUAGAGCUCCCAAUCCUGUUGUACCGAAGCCUGAAGACCUGGAUGCUGCCAUAAGGCCACACGAGUCUGUCCCUGAAGGUUGCUGCAAUAUGUGCGGUGAGAGAAUCUUUGAAAUCGAAAAGCUCGAGCUGGAGGGAGUCGCCAUUCAUCGCAAGUGCCUGCGUUGCCACAUCUGCAAGAAGCCACUGCAGAUGCAGACAUAUGAAGUGUUCAGCAAUAGGUUUACGUGUUCGCACCAUUACCGCAUGAUGAGAUUGCGAAUCCAAGCUAGCGUGGCGCAGGCUGACAGUGGAGCUGUCCAGUCUCUGGAAACUUCCCAGUCAUUUUGCCAAGACAUACAAAAGCUGAAGGAUGAGAUGAAUAUCCGGGGUGGUUCUAGGCGCAAGCGAACCGCUCCUCUUCCCCCGAAAGCCGGUGUGGUAUUGGCUCAGCGCUCUACCUCAUUGGUUACUGAAGCCGAGAUCGCAUUGGUGGCCGAAAAGAAAGAAAAUUCAAUGCAGCGGCGAAGUACUAAGAAGAAAAGAGCACCUUUGCCACCUAAGCAGCGCUCAACAACUGUGUUCUAUGUUGCCCCCUCUGAAGAUGAAUCAAUUUCAGAAUCGGCUCCCACAUCUCUUAGUAUGGAUCCUGCCCCAGCAGCAACUCCAGCAGCGCCGGUCAACCGAAGGAUGAAGCCGAAAGCGCCUCCAGCGCCAGAUGUUUGCAGGCGUCAUCGUCAGCACAUUGUUGAUGAGUGUGAGCUGAGCAUGUCCGAGUUGAAUGCUAAGCUGGAGCAGUUGGAUCGUGACCAGCGUGUUCUGGAAGAGGUUGCUGCUGAAGUUGAAGAUAGACUGUCAUCUACGUCUUCCUUUGCCGAACAGCAUGCUGGUCUUGUGAAGAAGCUCAACGUCCUCAAAUCAAAGAAGAAGGCUUUGGUUGCAGACGAAAACUUCUAUGUUUAUCAGCGAAUGGACUUGGAGCUUAUCAAUGAAAGAACUCAUUUGGAAGGUCUUAUUCAAGAGCUCAUGUCGAAGGACGAGGCUGACAAAACAGAUGAAGAUCGUGCUCACGAGGAAGCUCUUGUGAAUGAGCUGGUUGCUGUUGUGGAGGAACGCAAUCGUCUCCUGACUUGUUUAGAAGAGGAUCCUGAUGAAGACACCGAAGUUGCGGGUGAGAAGGGAGCCGCCAGUAAGAUGGAUAAGGCUAAAGCCAAGAAGGAGCUGAAAGAGAAGAAAGAGCGUGAAAAACGUUUGGAAAAGGAGCGAAAAGAGAAGGCAAAACAGGAACUGAAGGAACAAAAAGAACGUGAGAAGCUGGCAAAGAAGGGAGAAGCCCCACUUCCCAAUGUUUGGAAGUCUAGUGCCAAGUAGUUCUCUUUACUGUCUGCCAUAAACCUUUGUAUGCUGCGUUUAGUCCUGGUUCUUCACCUGUUUUGGCUGAUGCCAACUCACACAGAUCACAAUUUUGAAUAUAUCUCGUCACUUUUACAGAGAUCCAAAACGUUUUUAUUCUAUCUUAGGCCCUAGCUGUCUCUUAGGCCCUAGCUGUUUUGUGGUAUCUGCUUGGGUUUUUUAUUAUUAUUAUUAAAAACUGGCACUUUUCAUUUUUAAGCUGGUCUCCAAGGAAGAGACUUACUGGCAUCACCCUUCGGUCUGUGUAUCAGUUUAUAGACUGCAGUCAACCUAGAUCAAUCCUCUGCCCCGCCGAUUCUGGCACCUCCUUGAAAAUAUUCAGAAUACUCAGUUUAUUUUGGGCGACAAGAGAAAUUCAGUUUAGUACUAUAGUAGGACUUAGCCACGUGCCACCCUUCUUUACAGUAUAUUACUAUACAGAGAGAAGUUCCCUGUUCUACUCUUCAGCUUGUACAUUUUUUAAAUUUGUGAAUUGCUUUCGCAUCUUCACCGCAGUGCUCCACAUUAGCUUUUUGACAUGCUAUUGCUUUCCCCAAUUCCCCCUCUAUUCACAUACAUGUUGGUACUGUGCUGUGCUCACUGACGUCGGUAGCUUAUGGUAUUUCUGCUGAUCACGUUUAUUGCUUAUUAGCACACUGUUCUUUUGGUCUCUAGCGGUGUCAAUGGCCGUGUGUGCAGAGCAUUGCCAUGUUAUGUAUGUUAGUGUAAUUCUUUUUCGAAAUUUGUGGAGCUUCUCUCAUUCUCUCAUUAGAUAAUAAUAUUCUGCCGGUCCAGUUUUUGUUUGCGUGUUUGACUUUCGUUUGCACUCUCACUUUGAAGGAAUGAUGUUAGUGUCAGAUACAGCCUAAACAUGAUUAUGCCGUGCAGUUUUCUGUCCCCCGUGAAUUCCGCGAUUCCGCGGAUUGCAGAAUUUCCGCAGAAUACAGUAGUAUUUUCAAA
Sycon ciliatum is the source of this 4841-nucleotide messenger RNA. RefSeq names its product F-actin-monooxygenase mical2b-like. NCBI's taxonomy places the organism in Eukaryota, Metazoa, Porifera, Calcarea, Leucosolenida, Sycettidae. The record is from RefSeq and is a predicted model, not a curated record. The transcript has 10 exons. The coding region runs from base 696 to 3860 and encodes 1054 amino acids. Gene Ontology annotation, molecular function: protein binding.